Trichomonas vaginalis G3 is the source of this 255-nucleotide messenger RNA. RefSeq lists its product as uncharacterized. The transcript has a single exon. Lineage: Eukaryota; Parabasalia; Trichomonadida; Trichomonadidae. The record is from RefSeq and is a predicted model, not a curated record. The coding region runs from base 1 to 255 and encodes 84 amino acids.
AUGUCAGGAGAAGAUUGCCCAGUUGAGCAGCAUGGUCCAGUCGAGGAGAUGAUGCCAGAGGCUGAGAAUGAUGAGAAGAAUCCAAACACAGAAGCUCCUCUCCCAACAGAUGAAGAACAAAAGGAAGAAAAGGAGUCUUCAGAAGCCUCAAAGGAAGAAGAGAAGCCAGAGGAAGCUCAAAAUGAAGCUGAAGAUAAUGAUCCUAAAGAGGAAACCAAAGAAACAGAAAAUACCGAAGAGGCCAAAGAAGAAUAA